Molecule: messenger RNA, 2114 nt
Organism: Eufriesea mexicana
Lineage: Eukaryota; Metazoa; Arthropoda; Insecta; Hymenoptera; Apidae
Product: zinc finger protein Elbow
Exons: 2
Coding region: 345-1826 (493 amino acids)
Biological process (GO): negative regulation of DNA-templated transcription
Cellular component (GO): nucleus
Source: RefSeq, a predicted model, not a curated record
UGGUAAGCAAAUGUUGUGUAUCGUGUACCGUGUAACGUGCACCUCCUUUAUUUCGUUUUCCUCGAUAUCUUUGUGUGUUGUGCCUCUUAUACGUUAAAGAAGAGUUGUGUUUACUGGCUGGAAUAUGCCGCGUUAGAAGCCAAAUGGCUUCAUUUACGUGCACUUUCAUUGUUUCGCCUCGACGGAUAUAAGGAAGAGUACGACAGUGUUUCCACGGAUUCGAGCUUUCCUUCUUUCGUUGCUCCGUUCGUUGUCAGUCCUCCGUGGACUGUCGCGAGUGAUCACAGUGUUAUUCGUUACAAGGAGAAUAGUUGUGGACAGAAAGAGGGCGAACAUUUUUUAAGAUGCUGACUUCCAGCGCGAAUCAGUAUCUCCGUCCGGAAUACCUUACGCCUCUACCUACUACGUUGGAUGCGAAGAAGAGCCCGCUCGCACUCCUCGCGCAGACUUGUAGCCAAAUAGGAGCCGACACGCCGUCCAAUAAAUCUCUGUUGGGCUCGUUGGACAAAGGUUCGAGCAACAAAUCGUCCAAGUCCGCGGAUCAGUCGCGUGAAAAAUCGUCGCCGGCAAUCGUGGCGGCCUCGACGGAAUCGAACAAGACCAACUUCAAGCCGUACGAGUCGUGUUUGGGUCGUGAGAAAGCAUCGAGUCCGGACGAGCAGCGAUCCGCCUCUAGUCACUCGACGUCCGGCCGAUCGAGGACACCCGGUAGCAACAACAAACGAUGCCCGAGUAAUCAGAGCGCCUCGUCUGUUAGAGCGGUGACACCACAGGGCCGAAAAACUGCUACACCGAACGGCGACAUAGCUCGAGAGUCACCCGCCUCGAGGACAUCGGUCGCGAAUCUUUCGUCGAGCCAACUAGAGUCGUCGAGCUCGUCGCAGCCAGUCGUCGUCACCAGUCCGUCGUUACAAGCGAAACCCUCUUACAGCCCAGCCGGAGUUCUAGCGAUGACGGAUCCGUCCAUCAAGGAUCUUCCGUUGGGAACUUUCAAGCCGGGCGUCAGUCUAGCCUCGUCGAGCUCCGGUUAUUUAGGUUACAGUCCACAAUUACCCAUCGACGUGACGGCCAAUUCUUUGAUGUCUCACCAGCAGGCCGCGUUGAAGAACGGCCUGGUAGCCGGUAAUCCCUAUCUCAGUUACGCCAGGUUGAAGAGUUCCUCGGAUGCUCUGAUGCCGGUCUGCAGGGACCCCUAUUGCACCGGUUGCCAGUUGAACUCUCAUCUGCUUGCCAGCUCCGCGAGUGCAGUGGUGGCGAACGGGAAGUUAGCCGGUAACACGGCCGGUGCAACGGGUUCCUGUCCCGCUGGGUGUGCUCAGUGCGAUCACAAGCCCAGUACGGCGGCUUACGGAGCGUUGGGUGUAGCCGCGUACGCACAUGCACAGCUAGCUGCUUUGGCAGCGGCCUCGCAACUUCCGUACGUUUGCAACUGGAUCGCCGGCGACACCGCUUACUGCGGCAAAAGGUUCUCCACGUCGGACGAAUUGCUGCAACAUCUGAGGAGUCACACGAGCGUGUCGAGCGGCAGCGGAGUUACGGAUCCUUCGGCGGCCGCGUUGUCGCUGCUGUCGCCCUCCGUCGGACUACCGCCAACGCAUCCUUUGUUCUCCAGGACUUAUCCCACGCCACCUUUGAGCCCGCUCGCAACCGCGCGUUAUCACCCUUACGGCAAACCUUCGCCGUUGUUGCCACCGUCUUUAUCGUCGUUGGGUUUACCGCUCCCACCGCCGCACCCUCACACACCAGCUGGAUUACCCCCGUACUUCUCCCCGUACUCGCUCUACGGAGCUCCUCGCCUUGGCGCUGCGUCCGGCUUGCCUCAAUGAGUUCUUCGCCACGAACAUUGCCGACCAGACGUGUCGAAAAAUAUCAACCGUUUAACUGUGAUCCACGUGCGAGUAUAGGGAAGUGUUUGAUACGUAGAUACGUGAGAAACCGAAGAUACGGAAUCCGAACAAGCAAGUCAACCUCGUUAAAGUAACCUCGCAAUUGCGUUCAACGAACGAAUUAGUUUCGCUUCAUCUCAUCGUCGCGAUAUCGUCGUUGACGCCAUUUUCCUUUCUUCUUUUUUACCUGUCUCCCUCUUUCUCUCUCUUCCUCUCCUUCUCUUUCUC